Messenger RNA from Cryphonectria parasitica EP155, 879 nucleotides. Its product is annotated as RmlC-like cupin. The coding region runs from base 1 to 879 and encodes 292 amino acids. The transcript is spliced from 2 exons. The record is from RefSeq and is a predicted model, not a curated record. Lineage: Eukaryota; Fungi; Ascomycota; Sordariomycetes; Diaporthales; Cryphonectriaceae.
AUGUCCAAGGCACUUGACCACGCAAAAAUCUCCCCCCACAGGUCCGCCACCCGUGGCCACAGCGACCAUGGCUGGCUGAACUCUUACCACAGCUUCAGUUUCGCAGACUGGUAUGACCCACGCUACACCAAUUUCGGUGCCCUGCGCGUCCUCAACGAGGACCGGGUCAAGGCGCUGUCUGGCUUCCCCACGCAUCCCCACCGGGACUUUGAGAUCUUCUCGUACAUCCUGUCCGGAGAGCUCACCCACCGGGACUCAAUGCUCCGCAAGGGCGCCGAGGGCGGCCAGUCAGACAAGUUCUACCGCAUGCACCGCGGCGACGUGCAGUUCACGACAGGCGGCACGGGCAUCGCGCACUCGGAGAUGAACGAGCACCGCUCAGACACGGUGCAUUUCCUGCAGAUCUGGGCCAUCCCCUGGAAGCGCGGCCUGGUCCCUCGCUACCACACGAGGAAUUUCCCCGACGAGGAGAAGCGCAGGGGCUUUGUCCCGAUCCUCAGCCCGCUCAGGGCCGGCCAGGACGCCACCAAGCAGGAGGAAGACGAGGCGCGGCCUGCCGUUGAGGGCACCAUCCCCAUCCAUGCCGACUUUGUCAUGGCCGCGGGCAUCAUCGCGCCGGAGCAGAAGUUUGAGUGGAAGGUGGGCGCCGGCGCAACGUUUGGCGCGGAGGCGAAGCAGGCGGGCAAGAGAAAGGUAUAUGUGCACCUGCCCAUGACCAAGGGCGGCAAGGCCAAGAUCAGGCUGGACGGUAGAGAUGACGCCGUGCUUGAGGAGGGCGAUGGGGCGUUUAUCGACGGUGUCAAUGCGGGUGACAAGCUUGCUGUCGAGAGUGUAGGCAGCGCAGAGGCUGAGGUUGUGUUGCUGGAUAGUGAGGCAUAA